Lobosporangium transversale is the source of this 717-nucleotide messenger RNA. RefSeq names its product calponin homology domain-containing protein. Gene Ontology annotation, molecular function: protein binding. Bases 23 to 631 code for a protein of 202 amino acids. NCBI's taxonomy places the organism in Eukaryota, Fungi, Mortierellomycota, Mortierellomycetes, Mortierellales, Mortierellaceae. The record is from RefSeq and is a predicted model, not a curated record. The transcript has 7 exons.
AAAAAAAACAAUAACCAUAGCUAUGAAUGCACCGAGGAAUUUUGGCUUGGACAGAGAGAUUGCUGCAAAGCUCGCGUCCAAGUAUGACGUGGGAAGGGAAAUCGAGGCCCGAGAGUGGAUAGAGACCGUUAUAGGAGAACCGUUCCCUUAUGAAGGGUUCCAAGAGUCCCUUAAAGACGGUGUCAUUUUAAUCAAGCUGAUGAAUGUACUUAUUCCAGGGUUUUUCAAGAUCAAGGCCUCUAAAAUGCCAUUUGUUCAGAUGGAAAAUAUAUCGAAAUUCCUAGAAGGAUGUGUACGUCUUGGAUGUCCUAAACAUGACCUCUUCCAAACAAUUGAUCUGUACGAGAACAAGAACCCUGGUCAGGUCGUGGACGCAAUUUGGUCUCUAUCCCGUCAUGCAGCCAAAGCUGGAUGCGAUAUUCCUGUUCUCGGUCCUAAACUUUCUGAUAAGCAUGAGGUUGAGUUCUCAGAAGAGGUUUUGAAUGCUGGCAAGAGUGUGAUUAAUACAUACCAAUAUGGGUAUGCUGGCGGGGCAAAUCUUUCGGGUGUUCGACAUGGGUACCGUCGUGAGAUCGGAGGUAUCGACCCAAGGCGUCACAGCUCACUCAACUCCAACGGAAACAAAUCAUAAACCGAACCUGGGGCACCAAACCUCCUGCACAACUUUAUACUAUUUUCUUUAUUUUAAAAACCGGAUCAACAAUAAACGAUUUCUUG